Messenger RNA from Sphaeroforma arctica JP610, 1529 nucleotides. RefSeq lists its product as hypothetical. The annotation marks the transcript as partial. NCBI's taxonomy places the organism in Eukaryota, Ichthyosporea, Ichthyophonida. The record is from RefSeq and is a predicted model, not a curated record. The transcript is spliced from 7 exons.
GAAAUACUCCUUCACGACUGGAUGUGCCAUUGUUGAAGGAGGUAUCGCCCUAGCAUCCGCUGGAGAAUUGCAGGAAUACUGUUCCAACCCACCACUCACUACUAAGCUGCACGGGGAUGGCCGUGUCUCCGUUGCUUUCAGUAGCGAUUACUGUCCUUCCCGUGUGCUUCUUGAAGCUAUCGAAGAUGUCAUGACACAUCCCGAUUUUAAGGCCAAGGAGUGUCCAUAUGACUGUUGGGGUAAUGGUGCGUGCGAUCCCUUCAGCGGGCGUUGCUCGUGUAAUUCUCGCUGGAUUGGUUCGUACUGCGAACGUAUUAUUGGUGACUUCCGAAUCCCAGAGCACAACAAGACUUGGUACAAGCCCAAGGCUGGCAUCACCUGGCAGUGGCAGUUACAGGAUGAGAUAGAUCAAAGUUUCGAUGUAGACCUAUACGAUGUGGACGUGGACACAUCUGCAACAGUUAUCAGCCAGCUUCACGACGCAGGCCGUAAGGUGAUGUGCUAUUUCAGUGCUGGCAGUUGGGAGGAAUUCCGUAUGGAUGAGGCUAAACUAGCUCAAUCCAUCCGUGGAGGGCCAUUAGACUUUGGAGAAGGUGACGUGUUCACCGAUGAGGCCUGGUUGGAUCUCCGUCGUAUGGACAUGUUCUUGGAGGUGAUGCUUGAGCGUAUUGAUCUUGCGCGCGACAAAGGCUGUGACGCGAUUGAGUACGAUAAUUUGGAUAUGAUCAUCCACGAUCACAAUAUCCCCGGAGCCGAAUUCGACCUAAAAAUCCAAUUGCAGUUCAAUAUCUGGCUGGCUGAACAAGCACACGCAAGGGGCAUGGCCGUUGCGUUGAAGAACUCCAAUGAAUUCAACAUGUUCUUGGCUGACACUUUCGACAUGGUGGUGAACGAGGAGUGCUGGAUUAACGGCAACUGCGAUCACUACUGGCCAUUCAUCAACCGAGACAAGCCCGUCCUCAAUUGCGAGUAUUUUACCUCGCUGUGUAUGUACUGCGACCGCGCCGCGAAGAUGAACUUCAGUACCAUCAAGAAGAAUCCUCCUCUAGAUGCCUGCCUGGCAACAUGUUCUCAGGAGUACGACACAUCUCGAUGCGAGGGUGUCAACUUCCCUGACGCAAGCGGCAGUUAUGCCGCGGCCAAGUACCCCAACCUGGCCAAUGGUUGGUGCCCUAUGACGACCAACGUCGACGCUGUAGAGUGCGAGAACCCCCGUUUCAAAACAUGCGAUCCUGCAAUCGGCUACUAAAUCCCGUAUGAUAGUGUAUAUAUUGUUGUCGAGAGAAACAUGAAUAUACACAUCUCCUGGAAAAUAUCAUAUUCAUUGUGGGCAAUAUAAUGUUCAUCCUUACCCCUAUCCUUAAACACAUAGAUAAUCAUCGGAAUUGAAGUCAAAGUCACACCAGCUAGAACCAUUUCAGAGCUGAUGAUAAUACCUAAUCAAAUAAGAAUAAACGUGUAAGAAAAUAAGGAGUUCGUUAGUCAUUUCCAAAAAUAGAAGCUUUAACAAUUGUCUCAAGAACAAACCG